ACUCAACAUCACUUCCGGUUCGCGAUUACAGGAAGUCAUGCUUCAGUUUUUCUCCACGAAAACAUUUUCUGUUAAAUAAUAAGUGGUUGUAGCAUUACAGUAUGGUUGUUUUUGUAUUACAAACUGUUGUUAUGUGCUCAGUGAGCUGGUUAUUCAUAUCGCGGGGUUCCAGGAUGUUGAUAUGGAGCGAGAGAUCUCCUGCGUUUAUCAUCUCUGUGAGAGUCUUGGGCAAACAUGGCGGCGGUGACGCCAGUGCGGUGUUCUCUGAGAAUACUGAGACGUCUGCCUCGGGUUGUAUCCCAUCGCCUCCAGCAGUGUCCCAGGCUCCAGGCUCUUGGACCGACCCCUGUAUUUCACAUCUCCACACCCCUCACUUCAGUCCACUGGAGAGGCUUCAGAUGCAGCCAUGUGGCCUCUGGACAGGUGCUGCAGUUCAAACUCUCAGACAUUGGAGAGGGCAUAAUGGAAGUGACUGUAAAAGAGUGGUAUGUCAAAGAAGGGGACAGAGUCUCCCAGUUUGACAGCAUUUGUGAAGUCCAGAGCGACAAAGCAUCUGUCACCAUCACGAGCCGUUAUGACGGCAUCAUCCGUAAACUGUAUUAUGACGUAGAUGCUAUCGCACAUGUUGGUUCACCUCUUGUGGACAUCGAAACGGACAAAGCGCUGGAGGGCGCCCCAGAGGAAGAUGUGGUAGAGACUCCAGCAAUAUCCCAUGAGCAAUCACAUCAGGAAAUCAAGGGCCAAAAAAGCCAGGCGACACCAGCGGUGCGCCGUCUGGCCAUGGAGAACAAUAUUAAACUAAGUGAGGUGGUCGGGACAGGAACAGACGGCCGUAUUUUGAAAGAAGACAUUAUCAAUUUCUUAGCCAAGCAGACAGGAGCUAUCCUCCCGUAUGAAGUCCAGAAAACCCCAUCACCCACUGCAGAUACCCCACCCAAAGAAAAGACGCCCAUCAUGGCUCCUCCGGCGAUCCCGAGACCCGUCGUCACCUGGAAAGACAGGACAGAGCCUCUGAACAGUUUCCAGAAGGCCAUGGUGAAGAGCAUGACUGCUGCUCUGAAGAUUCCUCACUUCGGUUACUGUGAGGAGGUCGACCUGACGCAGCUAGUGCGGUUACGCUCCGAGCUGAAGGACCUGGCGGAGUCUCGCGGUGUCAAACUCAGCUACAUGCCUUUCUUUAUCAAGGCCACGUCACUCGGGCUCUUGCAGUUUCCUGCUCUCAAUGCCUUUGUGGAUGAAGGCUGCCAGAACAUCACAUUCAAGGCGUCUCAUAACAUCGGCUUGGCGAUGGACACUGCUCAGGGCCUCCUGGUGCCCAAUGUGAAGAGCGUUCAGGCCCUCAGUGUUUUUGACAUUGCUGUGGAGCUAAACCGUCUGCAGGCUCUGGGUUCAGCCGGACAGCUGGGCACCGCUGACCUCACUGGAGGAACUUUCACACUCUCCAACAUCGGCUCGAUUGGAGGGACGUAUGCCAAGCCGGUGAUUCUGCCUCCGGAGGUGGCCAUCGGAGCUUUGGGAAAGAUCCAGGUGCUGCCCAGGUUUAACUCCUGUGACGAGGUAGUGAAGGCAUACAUCAUGAACGUCAGCUGGUCUGCCGAUCAUCGCGUCAUUGACGGCGCCACCAUGUCCCGCUUCUCCAACCUGUGGCGCUCUUACCUGGAGAACCCAGCUUCCAUGGUCCUGGACCUCAAAUGAACACGGCUCUGGAAAUCAGAUCUCGCUGUCUGUUACUUCCUGGAGUGUCUUUAGGUUACUCGUAACGGCAAAACAGUGUCGUGUCUAUCACGUGAACACUCACGUUUCUGCUUUCACAUUCAUCUGUGAG
This is a messenger RNA of Sinocyclocheilus rhinocerous, 1825 nucleotides long. Its product is annotated as lipoamide acyltransferase component of branched-chain alpha-keto acid dehydrogenase complex, mitochondrial-like. Bases 235 to 1695 code for a protein of 486 amino acids. NCBI's taxonomy places the organism in Eukaryota, Metazoa, Chordata, Actinopteri, Cypriniformes, Cyprinidae. Gene Ontology annotation, cellular component: cytoplasm; mitochondrion. The record is from RefSeq and is a predicted model, not a curated record. Gene Ontology annotation, molecular function: acetyltransferase activity; lipoic acid binding. The transcript has 11 exons.